Messenger RNA from Camelina sativa (false flax), 1507 nucleotides. Lineage: Eukaryota; Viridiplantae; Streptophyta; Magnoliopsida; Brassicales; Brassicaceae. The record is from RefSeq and is a predicted model, not a curated record.
UUCAUUAAUGAAGAAAUGAGCUACAACCCCGAAAGUGAGAGAAGAGAACAUGAAAGACUAUUCCAGAGUCUGAAUGAGGAGCAAAGAAUGGUAUACAACGGAGUAUUGGAUUCUAUAGAAGCUGGUAAAGGAAACCUAUUCUUCUUAUAUGGACAUGGUGGAACGGGUAAAACAUAUCUAUACAAAACCAUCAUAUCAAAGUUAAGAUCACAACAAAAGAUUGUAGUACCAGUUGCAUCUUCAGGCAUUGCAGCGUUGCUUCUUCCAGGAGGUAGAACAGCCCACUCAAGAUUCAAAAUCCCAAUUACCUUAGAGGAGCAUUCAGUGUGUGACAUAAAAACAAGAUCCAUGAUAGCAGAACUGCUAAAACGGGCUGACUUAAUAAUUUGGGACGAAGCACCCAUGACUCAUAGAUUGGCAUUUGAGGCGUUCGAUCGAACAAUGCGCGAUAUCUUAUCUAAAGAAGAUCCAUCUGCAAUCGAUAAACCAUUUGGUGGGAAGACGCUUUUGCUAGGUGGCGAUUUCAGGCAAAUACUACCUGUGAUAAAUGGAGGAAGUAGACAAGAGACAGUGUCAGCUGCAAUCAAUCGCUCCAAUAUUUGGGAUGCAUGCAUUCUCUACACAUUAUCUCAGAACAUGAGACUGAAAGAUGAAGAAAAAAAGUUUGUAGAGUGGAUACUUCAAGUUGGGGACGGAAAUGCACCAUCUAUUGAAACGAUGGAGGAUUCUAACGCUGACACAGACAACAUCAAAAUACCUUCCAAGCUGUGUUUUAAAUGGCGAGAGGCGAGGUGAGGCGACAGAGGGUAGGUUUGGCGCCCUGCGCCUAGGCGAGAUUCGCCCCACGCCUUUGGUGUAUGAGGCGCAACUGCAAAAAACAGACAUAAGGCGCUAAGCGAGAUGAGGCGGGCUCCAUGGCAAGGCAUCCCGAAGCGAGCGCCUUUGGUCUACCGCCUGGCCUCAUCUACUAGAGGCGCUACACCCUUAUAAUCACCUCGCCUCUCGCCCAGACGCUUUUUUAAACACAGCUGCCAAGUUGAUGGUUCCAUCCGGAGAAAGCCCACUACAACAACUUGCUGCUGACGUUUACCCAGAUUUUGCAAUCAAAUACAAGAAGCCAAAAUACCUCACUAAAAGAGCCAUAUUAGCUCCAAAGAAUGACAUAGUCCAUGAUCUGAACAUGAUGAUGCUAGAACAAGUUCCUAGGGAUCCAAAGGAAUACUUAAGUUCAGAUACAAUUGAAAUGGAAGGAGACACGCCUGAGAAAGAUCAACUGUUAUAUCCAAUGGAAUUUUUGAACACACUUAAAUUUUCGGGCUUACCAGAUCACAACCUAACCAUCAAAGUAGGGUCUCCAGUUAUGCUGCUGAGAAAUAUGAAUCAGAAAGAGGGUCUUUGCAAUGGUACCAGACUAAUUGUUACACACAUGGGGGGAAAGAGUCAUAGAGGCAGAGAUCCUGACUGGGACAUGUGCAGGAAACAAGGUGGUUAUCCCGCGUAUUAUACU